GUCUAGUGUAUAAUGUCACAUUGAAGCUCAGUGCUGAGGUUCAACAUCAACUGAGAUGUUGUGAGACAGUUUUCUGAGUUCUGGAGGAAAGUGCAGAAAUUAUUGAAAUUUUGCUUUUUUUGACUGGAGUCAAGGACAGGGGAGAAUGAAGAGAUUGAUACUGACAAUACUGGCAUCCAUUUUGGCUGCAGCCCUGUCAGCACCACAAUAUGGCUCCUACGCCCCCUAUGGCCGCUACACCGGCGACUACCGAGGUCACUAUGGUGGCUACCAGGGAAGUGUGGUCCACAGGAUCCUUCACGCCUUUGGGAUCCCACACCAGGAUGACUACAACUAUGACUACAACCGUUAUGACAGUCGGUAUGGCUUCGAUGACCCCAAUUAUAACCGCUAUCGCCUCAACAGUCUGACUGGACUCAGACCAGGCUUGAUUUGA
Molecule: messenger RNA, 436 nt
Organism: Notodromas monacha
Lineage: Eukaryota; Metazoa; Arthropoda; Ostracoda; Podocopida; Cyprididae
Source: the annotation of a GenBank genome assembly